Molecule: messenger RNA, 1932 nt
Organism: Aspergillus uvarum CBS 121591
Lineage: Eukaryota; Fungi; Ascomycota; Eurotiomycetes; Eurotiales; Aspergillaceae
Product: acyclic terpene utilization AtuA family protein
Exons: 7
Coding region: 1-1893 (630 amino acids)
Source: RefSeq, a predicted model, not a curated record
AUGUCGCGCCAGAAUAAUAUUCGCCCCGUUCGAGUGGCCAACUGCUCUGGUUAUCAUGGUGAUCCUGCAUAUGAGAUGUACCGCCAGGCGACCAUGGGCGAUGUUGACUUCCUCACCGGCGAUUACCUCGCAGAGGUAAAUCUCGCGAACAACGCCAAAGCCUGGAGGGAGGGCGAUCACCCCGGUUAUGAAGAGACAGCCUGGGAAGGGAUCCAACAGACAAUUGAUGUGAUCGCAGAAAAGGGGAUCCGCGUGGUAACCAACGGCGGUGCUCUCGACCCUAAAGCCCUGGCACUGAAAGUUCAGGCUUUGGUGUUAGAGAAAGGGUACGAAUUGACGGUCGCAUACGUCUCCGGAGACGAUCUAUAUCCCGACCUGGGGCCGCAUAUGCCAAUGACAAAGGAGGAAUUGCAGCAUCUGGACUCGGGCAACCCAUCUAUCAAGCCCUCGGAGUUAACGUACGCCUUCCUCGCCGCCCAGAAUGAGAAAAUUCCCAUGAUCUCCGCCCAUGCAUAUCUGGGUGCGCGGGGGAUUGUGGAUGGUCUCCGACGUGGGGCGGACAUCGUCAUCUGCGGCCGGGUGGCGGAUGCAAGCCCUGUCAUCGCUGCCGCGUGGUUCUGGCAUGAUUGGUCUGAGACGGACUAUGACCGUCUGGCAGGAUCCCUGAUUGCGGGGCAUCUGAUUGAAUGCUCGGCCUAUGUCACCGGCGGAAACUUUGCUGGGUUCGACAGAUACGACCUUGAUAGCCUGGUGAUACCGGGUUUUCCAAUUGCCGAGAUCGCAGAUGACGGCUCUUGUGUCAUUACGAAGCACCAACACAGCCAGGGCAUGGUUAAUGUCGACACCGUUCGGUGUCAGUUUCUCUAUGAGCUACAGGGAGACAUCUAUCUCAACAGCGAUGUCAGCGCCUUUAUUGGUGAUGUCCGUGUGGAGGAAGUUGACAAGGACCGACAGCAACGAAGAAUUCUCAUGUCAAUCAUUUGCAGGGUUCGUGUUUCGGAAAUCCGAGGUUCGCCGCCUCCUCCAACCACCAAGCUGGCGGUCUUCUACGAAGCAGGGUUCGAGGCCGAGCUGCUUCUCAACGCGACGGGCUACGCCACCUCUUCAAAGUGGGAUUUGGUCGAGAAGCAAGUCCGCCACUUUGUGCCACCAGCGGUACUGGACAAGGUUGAGACACUGGAGUUUCAGCGAGUAGGGAUCCCAGCCCAUAAUCCUGCCAGUCAGCUUGAGAGCACGACAUAUAUGCGCGUCUUCAUCGCUGCCCGCUCACAAGAGACCGUGGCAGUUGUUAUAGGUGCUUUCAAGGAGAUAUCGCUCAGGCAUUUCUCGGGCUACCACUCGUCUCUUGAUACCCGCACUGCCGUCCCACGACCAUUCCUUGCGUACUACCCUGCGCUCGUGGAUCAGUCCAGCCUCAAAGAAGCAAUUAACUUCGUCGACGACGGCGCCGCCAUUAGAUCCUAUGAUACCGGCCAUCCUCGUGAGUAUCAAGCACUCAAAGUCCGUCACAGUUACGAUCCGCGUUCUCCCACCAAUAGAGAAGUUCUGGAGGAGCCCACUAGGCGCAUCCAUCUCGGGGACAUUGCGCUCGCACGGUCGGGUGACAAAGGGUCAAAUCUGAACCUCGGGAUAUUUGUACCGGAUAACAGUCAUUGGGCAUGGCUACAGUCGUAUAUGACUAUCGAGCGCCUGCGCUCACUGCUCGGAGCUGACUGGCGGGACGAUUUCUUCAUCGAACGGGUGGAGUUCCCGCGCAUCCAGGCGGUGCAUUUUGUUGUCUACGGGAUUCUGGGCCGAGGGGUGAGCAGCUCCAGUCGCCUGGAUGGCUUCGGCAAGGGGUUCGCGGACUAUAUUCGAGAUAAAGUCAUUGAGUUUCCCAUCAGAUUGUUGUGAGUCCGAAUAUUCAGGAGUCGGCUCUUACAGCCCGACGAG